Messenger RNA from Mizuhopecten yessoensis (Yesso scallop), 1249 nucleotides. Its product is annotated as bifunctional methylenetetrahydrofolate dehydrogenase/cyclohydrolase, mitochondrial-like. Gene Ontology annotation, biological process: tetrahydrofolate interconversion. The coding region runs from base 64 to 1062 and encodes 332 amino acids. NCBI's taxonomy places the organism in Eukaryota, Metazoa, Mollusca, Bivalvia, Pectinida, Pectinidae. Gene Ontology annotation, cellular component: mitochondrion. The record is from RefSeq and is a predicted model, not a curated record. Gene Ontology annotation, molecular function: methylenetetrahydrofolate dehydrogenase (NADP+) activity; methenyltetrahydrofolate cyclohydrolase activity; methylenetetrahydrofolate dehydrogenase (NAD+) activity. The transcript is spliced from 7 exons.
CGCUGCUGUUAAACGGCACGUUUCCAGAUCUAAAAAUAGGGUUGCCCUGCAGAAAUACACAAGAUGUCAAGGAAGAUUUUACAGACGUUUUGCAGGCUUAGCCGCAAAUCUAUGGAUGCGGUCUCUCAAAAAUCAAUAUGUACAUCAAGCAGAUUAGCAGCAGCUAAAAUUUUAGAUGGAGUGGCCAUAGCAAAAGAUAUGAAGGAUGAAGUGAAGGCAGAAAUUGAGGGUUUUGUAGCUGAAGGACGACGCCCCCCUAACCUGUGUGUGAUACAAGUGGGAGAGGAUCCAGCAAGCAAGGCCUAUGUUACCAACAAAAUUAAGGCUUGUAAAUACACAGGGAUUACAAGUGAGAAGAUAGUGCUACCGGUGGAGACCACGGAGGAACACCUGCUCAGUCUGAUCAAGGAGAAGAGCGAUAGUGACGAAGUGGACGGUCUAUUGGUCCAGCUCCCCGUCCCCAAACACAUCACGGAGCGGAAGGUGUGUAACGCGGUGCAUCCCAGUAAGGAUGUUGACGGCUUCAACAUCAUCAACAUCGGCAAAUUCUGCUCAGACCAGAAGUCGUUUGUGCCAGCAACACCAGCUGGGGUUAUGGAGAUUCUCCGGAGGUCAGGUAUAGAGACGUUUGGCAAAAAUGCAGUUGUUUGUGGGCGCUCCAAGAAUGUUGGGAUGCCUUUAGCGAUGUUACUGCAUGCUGAUGGUGUCUACGAAACCAAGGCAGGUGAUGCUACCACCACUAUAUGUCACAGAUACACCCCUCCAGAACAGCUGAAAUUAUUCACUAAGACAGCAGAUAUUUUGGUGGUGGCGGUGGGAAUCCCAGGACUGAUCACCGCUGACAUGGUGAAGGAGGGGGUGGCCGUCAUAGACAUCGGCAUCAACCGGGUCAAGGAUGAGAAAACUGGCAAGAUGAAACUUGUUGGGGAUGUUGACUUUGAGGGUGUGUCUAAGGUGGCCGGCCACAUCACACCAGUGCCCGGUGGUGUGGGACCAAUCACUGUAGCCAUGUUGAUGAAGAACACCCUGACUGCCUACAAGAAAGAGAUCACUUUUGAAUGAUGACAGCUCUCUUUGUCCUAGACUUACGUUCUCCACGGACCAAAAGAAGAACAAUUAAAGAAAAAAAGAAAGCAUUAUUCCGACAAAUGUAUCCAGAAUACACACACAACACAAAUAUGCUGGAAGGAAGAAAAUGGCAAAACUGCACACAUAAUCAGGUUCAAAUGUUUUGUACUCUUCAGACAAU